AAAUAAUGGUUGAAAUUCACUCACGGCAAUCCCUCUGUACAAUUCGAGCGAUCCAUGUGGACACGUGCGUGUGAGCAAAAGGUUGAAAACGGUGAAAAUUUCAAUUAAAGACGAGCUCUAGCGUGUUAACAUCUCAAGGGUGCUUCAAUUUUGAACUCCACUUGAAACCUGCCCUAGCGGCGAACGAGGAUGUGGAUUUCGAACUCGAAAAAAUUCAAACUUUUUAAAUUCAAUUCUCGUCCGUUUUUGCUUCGCUUUACUUAUUAGCCAUUUAUUUUGUCAUUAGAUGCUUAGGAGCUGGCCGCGUCCGGUGUGGGUGUCAGAACGCUGCUCUUUAACGAUCGGGCGGCGCAGUAAUGGGCAGAAACGCGGAUUUUAUGACAGUUGAGCACGAUGGAAGCGAAUCACGACUUUUGGCCGCAAAUUACUAACAUAAACCUAUAGAUAAAAACAAAAAAAAAAAGAGAGCAGCUCCCGCUACCCUAUAUAGAGACUCUACAGCAGGCUCACACGCUAGCUCGCGAAACCCCAGAUCAAAUGACCAGAUGCCGUCGUCUGGACGCGGUGCGGCACGGCUGCUGCUGCCACUGCUGGUGCUAGUGUUGGCCCUACUCCUACUGUGUUCUACCGUCUUGGGCCACCACCACCACGGUACUAAUCGGUACUGCUCCCUGUGCGAGCAUCACGUCGCUUGCGGUACCCCACGGGAGCUGCACGGCGAUUGCCACCGGUACAGCGAUGUCAACCUGACCGUCCUUACCCGCCACCGACACGUCAUAAUCGGCCACAUGAACCAUCUGCGGGACAAGUUCGCAUCGGGCGAGGUAAGCAGAUUCGGCAACCGGUACGGUCCCAUGUAUGCCGUCUCGUGGGACGACGAAAUGGCCGAGAUGUGCCGGUACAACCUCAACUCGUGCCGGUUUGGGCACGAUCGGUGCCGGGCGACCAGCCGCUACCGCCACAGUGGCCAGACGCUCGGCAAGCUGACCAAGUGUGUGCGCCAGCAGGAGGCCCGGGAGCGGCUCAACAUCAACGUGCUGCGGAAUGUGAUUCUCCAUCUCGUUGAUCGAUGGUUCGCGGAACAUCGGGAUACGGACGAGUCGGACGUACGGCACUACUCCCAACGCUCAUCAAAACGCAAGUACCAGAUAGGCCACUUUCUGCAGCUGAUUAACUGUAACGUGUGCAAGCUCGGCUGCUCGCUGGUGUCGUACCGGGAGUACCGGCCACCGAAGGUGUGCGCUACCUUCAUCCUGUGCUGCAACUACUCUUCCAUCAACACAAUCGGCCAACCGAUCUGUGGCCGCAUCAGCCACGGCGGCGACGACGACGACGACGACAACAAGGCCCAUGCCCCGUCUGACGGCUGCCCCCGGGAACCCCAUUACCGCCAUCUUUGCUCCAAAUGCUCCUCCUCUCGGUGGUGA
Molecule: messenger RNA, 1427 nt
Organism: Anopheles darlingi
Lineage: Eukaryota; Metazoa; Arthropoda; Insecta; Diptera; Culicidae
Product: antigen 5 like allergen Cul n 1-like
Exons: 2
Coding region: 546-1427 (293 amino acids)
Source: RefSeq, a predicted model, not a curated record